Molecule: messenger RNA, 906 nt
Organism: Geodia barretti
Lineage: Eukaryota; Metazoa; Porifera; Demospongiae; Tetractinellida; Geodiidae
Source: the annotation of a GenBank genome assembly
CCACCCACAAUUACAACUUCGCAAUCACUCCACACGCUAAUUCUUCUUCACUGGAGUUUCAUUCGUCAGUCCCUUCUUCUCGGUGUAUGUUUCUCGGUGAAGCGGCGGAGAGCAAUGGACGACGAACGGUACAGACUGGAGCAGAGGAUAGACCACGUCACGGGCGAGUCCCUGGACGCAACGCGCCGCAUACGGCAGGUGGCAGAGGAGACGCACGGCAUCGGCGUGGAGACGUUGGUCACGCUCAACGAGCAGGGAGAAAAGCUGGACAACGCUGAGAGGAACCUGGACGAGAUAAACGUGGAUCUAAAGCAAACGGACAAAAACCUGACGGAGCUGGAAAAGUGCUGCGGUUGCUGCGUGUGCCCGCACAGACAAACAAGGAACGUCAAGGGCACCAAACCGUACAAGAAGGUGUACGGGAAGAAGGCACAACAGAUGGAGGCCAUCACGGAGCAGCCAGGCGCCAACAAUGGCGGAGGCAGCAGGCAGGCGGGUGGCCCGUAUGUCAAGAGGAUCACAGACGACGACCGGGAAGAAGAGAUGGAGGAAAAUUUGCAGGCAGUGUCUGAUGUCCUGACCAACCUGAAAGGUAUAGCAGGAGACAUGGGUGGCGAGCUGGACCGUCAGAACUACCAGCUGGACCGACUCAACCAGAAGAUGGACGUCAACACGGUUCACCUGGAGCAGGCCAACUACCGCAUCAGACGGCAGCUCUAGAACUCUCUCAACACAACUGACACUAUAAUAAUACUGACUACUGGCUGUAGCAGUAACCGUUAUUGUGUAUUACAGACCAAAGCGCAGUUUAUAUUGUGGAUAUAAAUUAUUAUUGUGUAUAAUCACCGUUCUGCCCCACACCUAUAUACUGUGUAUUGAAUUUUUAUUUCAAAGUGCUGUCCUGUC